Thrips palmi is the source of this 1766-nucleotide messenger RNA. RefSeq names its product protease inhibitor 2-like. Gene Ontology annotation, molecular function: protein binding. Lineage: Eukaryota; Metazoa; Arthropoda; Insecta; Thysanoptera; Thripidae. The record is from RefSeq and is a predicted model, not a curated record. The coding region runs from base 237 to 485 and encodes 82 amino acids. The transcript is spliced from 3 exons.
CCUGCCCGUCCGCCGAGCUUCGCCAAUCCACCCGACCAUUUCGUCACUCUGCUUCAUUUUCCACCAUUUUCGCCGCUGUCAUUACUUCUUUCUCUUGAAUGUGCCGGACGAUCGGUUGAAGUUUGACGGAAUUUUGAACCUAAGAGCAAAGGAAAUAAUCUUUGGCGGAGAGUGCAAGUGUCCGUCGACCAGGUGUGAGAGCGAGUUCCUUCUGCUGCUGCGACGUCCCAGCUGCCAUGAAGUGCGUGCUGCUGCUGGCUGUGCUGGCGGGGCUGCUGCUGGUGCAGGCCCUCGAGUCCGGCGCCGAGCCCAGCCUGCUGCCCGGCGGAGUGUGCCCCUGCACCAGGGAGCUGCGGCCCACCUGCGGCUCCGACGGCGUCACCUACGCCAACCCCUGCACGCUGAAAUGCGCGGCGCAGGCCGUGCAGGCCGAUCCCAAGACGAGAGGCUUCGAGCUGAGAGUGGCCCGCGACGGCCCGUGCUAGACGCGAAAUGGGCUGACCCUCCACCACCUCGACGCACGGCGCACCGCCCGUCGCCAUGGAGACCGGAUGGAUUAAAAACAGUCGGCGGUUUUUUGUUCGAACCCCUUUGAGCGUGUCUAAUUCUUUCUCUCUAACUUCGAUUCGCGGAUUCAAUCAACGGAGUGCAUUAGUGAGAGAGCCCGGCCGGCCCGGCGGCGGCCCCGGCAGCGGCAACACAAACUUUGAGUAAAUUUGUCUUUCUCGUUAUCUUCUGCUCCAUGGCAAAGGGGGAAAAGAUGCACCCGUGGCGCGCGCAAGCACACUCACAGGCACACUGCAAAAAGGAGCUCCCACUUAACUCAAAAAUAGUGCAUCAAAUUUUCUAAAUCCUAUCAAAAACUUGAUGGUAUCAAAGCGAAAGCAAAGCUCCUUUACUUAUCUCGUGAGGAUGACAGCUAAGAAUUUCACAGUGGGGUCAUUAUUACAUCAAGAGCGUCCUAGCGCAGACAGAACGUCAAAUGGGGCACUUGCAUAAAAGCUGACCUUUUGAACCUCGUGGGUUGGCGCAAAUCCGCCUAGCCUCUCUGGUGGUGCAUGGCGUGCAAAGCUACGGCAAAACAAAAUCAAAUUUGAAAAGAGGACUACGCAGGACUCGGCGGUGAGGCAUGCCUGCUUCGUAGUACUGAGUACGCCGGCCCCGUUCCACAGGAACAGCCACGGGGGCAGAGCGAGCACAGCGAGCAGGCAGCGGGCGCUAGGCAAGGCAGCCGGACCUGCCGGCCAAAGAGUGCCGGGAAAGGCUCCCGCUGCUCGCCCCGGCCGUUCUGCGAACCCGGAGCGUGUCCCGCCAUCCCAACACGCUUUUCCCGCGAAACGGAUAACGCUCCGGCUAAAUAAUAAGUCAAUUUCGCGCAGCUUCACCCCCGGAAUUAAUGCAAGAUGGAGGCGUUCCGUUCAUCGGCUUGGGGAGGGGGGGGGGCUAACCUCACCCCUCACCGCCGCGCCGAGAGACGCUGACUUCCAUAACGAGAAAAGGUGCCAAAGUCUCGCAUAAAUAAACCCAACCUGAAUGCGCUCUGAGACUCCACCAAGUACCCGGGCCGGCGCGGCGCGGCGCGGCACGGCAGGGCGUUCGGCCCGAGGCAUCAUUAAAACGAACGAGCCGACUUGUAGAUGGAAGAUGGGACCGGCGGCUUGCUGGUGGCAUCGAUAUUCCAGUGGAGGUCCGCCCUGCGGCAAGGCGGCAACGCGGCGCGCCAACACCGAUCUAAACAAUAUAAGAAUAAAUUGGUUAUUCAUUCA